Molecule: messenger RNA, 1818 nt
Organism: Lytechinus pictus (painted urchin)
Lineage: Eukaryota; Metazoa; Echinodermata; Echinoidea; Temnopleuroida; Toxopneustidae
Product: zinc finger protein 268-like
Biological process (GO): regulation of transcription by RNA polymerase II
Cellular component (GO): nucleus
Molecular function (GO): DNA-binding transcription activator activity, RNA polymerase II-specific; RNA polymerase II cis-regulatory region sequence-specific DNA binding
Source: RefSeq, a predicted model, not a curated record
AUGCAUACUGGAGAAAAACCUUAUUCUUGCUCUUAUUGUGAGAAAAGGUUUUCUAACAAGACCAAUGUUAUCUGCCAUAUAAAAACACAUACUGGAGAAAAGCCAUAUGCUUGCUCUCAUUGUGAGAGGAGGUUUUCUACAAAAAGUGAGCUUACCCGUCAUAUAAGAAGACAUACUGGAGAAAAGCCAUAUGCUUGCCCUCAUUGUGAAAAAAAAUAUUCUUACAGUACUUAUCUAAAAGACCAUUUAAGAACUCAUUCUGGAGAAAAGCCUUAUGCUUGCUCUCAUUGUAAGAAGAGAUUUUGUACAAAGAUUGAGCUUACCCGUCAUAUACGAACACAUACUGGAGAAAAGCCUUAUGCUUGCUCUCAUUGUGAGAAGAGAUUUUCGAAGAAGAGAAAUCUUACCCUUCACAUAGUAACACAUACUCAAGAAAAACCUUAUGCAUGCUCUCAUUGUGAGAAGAGAUUUCGUGACAAAAGCACCUUAACCCGUCAUGUGACAACACAUACUGGACAAAAGCCUCAUGCAUGCUCUCGUUGUAAGAGGAGAUUUUCUACAAAGAGAGAGCUCUCUUGUCAUAUGAUUUCACAUACUGGAGAAAAGCCUUAUGUUUGCACUUAUUGUCAGAAGAGAUUUAGUAACAAGGCCCAUCUUACCCUUCAUAUAAGGACACAUACUGGAGAAAAGCCUCAUGCUUGCUCUCAUUGUGAGAAGAGAUUUUAUGAUAAAAGCUCAUUAACCUGUCAUAUAAGAACGCAUACUGGAGAAAAACCUUAUUCUUGCUCUUAUUGUGAGAAAAGGUUUUCUAACAAGACCAAUGUUAUCUGCCAUAUAAGAACACAUACUGGAGAAAAGCCAUAUGCUUGCUCUCAUUGCGAGAGGAGGUUUUCUACAAAAAGUGAGCUUACAGGUCAUAUAAGAAGACAUACUGGAGAAAAGCCAUAUGCUUGCUCUCAUUGUGAGAAGAGAUUUUCUGAUAAAAGAUCAUUAACCUGUCAUAUAAGAACGCAUACUGGAGAAAAACCUUAUUGUGAGAAAAGGUUUUCUAACAAGACCAGUGUUAUCUGCCAUAUCAGAACACAUACUGGAGAAAAGCCAUAUGCUUGCUCUCAUUGCGAGAGGAGGUUUUCUACAAAAAGUGAGCUUACAGGUCAUUUAAGAACUCAUACUGGAGAAAAGCCUUUUGCUUGCUCUCAUUGUAAGAAGAGAUUUUGUACAAAGUCAGAGCUUACCCGUCAUAUACGAACACAUACUGGAGAAAAGCCUUAUGCUUGCUCUCAUUGUGAGAAGAGACAUUCUACAAAGGGUAAUCUUGCCCGUCAUAUGACAACUCAUACUGGAGAAAAGCCUUAUGCUUGCUCUCAUUGUGAGAAGAGGUUUUCUACAAAGGGUGAAUUAACCCGUCAUGAAAAAACACAUAUUGGAGAAAAGCCUCAUGCUUGCUCUCAUUGUAAGAAGAGAUUUUGUACAUAGAUUGAGCUUACUCAUCAUAUACGAACACAUACUGGCGAAAAGCCUUAUGCUUGCUCUCAUUGUGAGAAGAGACAUUCUACAAAGAGUAAUCUUACCAGUCAUAUGACAACUCAUAUUGGAGAAAAGCCUUAUGAUUGCUCUCAUUGUGAGAAGAGAUUUAGUAAAGACCAUUUUACCUUUCAUAUGAGGGCACAUACCGGAGAAAAGCCUCAUGCUUGCACUUAUUGUCAGAAGAGAUUUAGUAAGAAGGCCCAUCUUACCCUCCAUAUAAGGACACAUACCGGAGAAAAGCCUCAUGCUUGCUCUCAUUAUGAGAAGAGAUUUUCUGAUAAAGUUCAUUAA